AUGCUAGCGAUUUGCGUUGUCUGGCAAUUCAUAUGGUGCCUGUGUCAAGCUGUGCGCGACACAACGGCUGACACUCACCUCGUCAGCACCGCGCCGGCGAAUGACGGGGAUCACUGCCCCAGUGCAACUCCGAGUGGCCUGGACCUGCGCUCGCUGGCGUUGGAAGGGCCGGACUUCACCUUCAUGAAAUCUCGGGAGUUCUUUCUGUCCAAGACUGCUUCCUGCGAUGAUCCCAUGCAUGACGUGGAGCUUGUGAAGGUGAAGAAGGACACCAACGCCAAGCGCGCUCAGCUUGCGCAACGCUUCCGCGUCAAGCAGGUGAAGACAGUGUUGCAGUCUGCGGUCCAAAACAAGCUUUCUACCAAGACCUUCCAGGAAGCGCUGAUGGGAGUUCCGGGGGAGGAGGAGCAGAGGCCAGCGGUGGAGCUCCAUCUCUUCCCAGAGGACCCCAAAAAGGUGAACUCCUCCUGGCGGGCGCUCCUAGUGCCCACCACUCCAAAGGCCUUCGGCACGUGGUACUUAUGUCAGCCAGCACCAUCUUCUCCACGCUGCAUUGCGAGGUUGCCUUUCGAAGCAUUACCCUUUCACCCAAGCUCCAUGCUUGGUGGCUGGUAUUCAGUCCUCGAUCGCUAUAACUCGUCCCCAGCCCUGCUUAUCUCCCUCAUGGAAGCCGUCCUGGCUUGUGGUUCCGUUUUGCUCUCGGUUUUGGCCAUCUCUGCCGUCUAUGUCCUGGUAAGGGGCCGUGGAGCCUCAAAAGGCGAUGGUGGGGAAGACUCCGAGCCCGAGGAUUCGUUGAUGGCGAAGACGAACUGGUCGUAUCCUUGUAACUUCCACUUGACGCAGCAUGCCCAGCUGUAUCAAGAAAGUGGCGAGAAGGCUCAAGCCGAUCCACUGGAUGCUGGAAGCCGCGUGGUCGUGAAGGAAGUACAGAAGGGGAACGUGUCGCUGUCCCUGAUCUCCUUGGCUUGUGGAGGCGACGUGGCGGACGUCUUUUGGACGCUGCUGGGCAAGCCCAAGGAGAAGCUUUGGGGACGGGUGGAAUCACCUGCUGGCUGGCUACUCCUUGCCAAGGAAGGCGACGCCAUGCCGCGAGUGGUGAUGGCCGAGGACAAACCAAGUGUGAUUUUUUCAACACAUCCGGAGUUGUUGCCUUCAGUGCCUGUGCUUCUCAGAAGUAGCCUCGUGAUGCUGUCAGUGCAUGUGUCAUCUCAGUGGAUUUUGGUCGAGUUCUUCACAUCGAUGUAUUCCUUUCCCGCGAUGAUGCUUCUGAUUUUUGGGACGCUGGCUACGCACCUCUUGGUAAUGCUGGAGCGCUACCAGACCUGUGCGCUGGCCGUGCAGUAUGAUCAGGUCCUGCAGAAAAAGCGUCGCCUGCUGCAACUGCCCGCAACACACCUGAUGCCUCUCGGGAUUUUCGUGGUGCUCCAGGCUGCCAUACUGACCAUCAUUAUCGCUAAGCUAGCAACUGGUUCUGGCGAUUCUCGCAAGCAGCUUGUGUCUGAGCUGUGCUUCCUGCUUGGCCUGGCGAUGCAUGGGAAAGCCAUGUACGACAGUGGUGCUGCGCGACGGAAGUGGCGGGAGCCACAGCUGGCGAGCCAAGAGGUAUACACAGCCACAUUGGAAGCGAUGCAGAGCACUGUCGAGCAUCCCGCAAGACUCUCCAGAAAGAGAGGCCAGAGCCUGACCGUGCUUCGAGUUGUGACGAGCGCAGUCGUCGUCAUAGCCUUGAUGCUCGUUGCGCGUGUCACGCUGGACGUCCUUCAGCUGCGAGGGGAACUCGUAGACUAUGGCCUCACGAGAGGGAGGCUGAUCUAUCCUUCUGGCAGCUCCGCCUUCCACAACACGCUGCUGCUGGACCAGAAUGCCGAUUCCUUUACCGUGGACCUGCGCCUCGGUGAGUUCACGCGCGGUGCGGAGAUCAAGCUCGUACAUCCCUUCGUCACCAAGGAGGAUCGCGGAUCUGUUUUCCUAAAUGCCUCGGGUGAACAGCAGCUCUCGCUUCCCAGCGGUCCCCUUUACUCUCGGCUCUCGCUCCUGGCGGUCGGCGACUACGUCAACACAACCUAUGUCAUUCACAUCCUCCGCGUGGGCGAAGCCAUCUCCUUAGGCCUCUCUGGCAGUUUCAGCGAGGCCAAGUACCCGGAUCUGGCAGGGAUCGUUUUUCGGGAGGAGCGCCGGCUCCAGUACCAGUUGCGGCACCGCGUGUGGCACGUGCCAGACAUCGACUUCUCAGGGAAUAUCACCUUGCUUGUCAACAUGACCUCCUUAGUCUUUGCACCCAUUGUCUCCGAUGCCUUCGGCUCCCAGGAGCAGGCCGGCAAGAUUGCAGCUUCCAUCCCACGACUUGCCGAGAGAUGCGGCUUUGAGUCUGCAGGCACUUUCGCUUUUGGUUUCGGAGGCAGCAGGCGCUCAGGGCUCAGGUUCCGAAGUCGUGCAUUUUCCGCCUGA
Symbiodinium necroappetens is the source of this 2448-nucleotide messenger RNA. The record is from the annotation of a GenBank genome assembly. NCBI's taxonomy places the organism in Eukaryota, Dinophyceae, Suessiales, Symbiodiniaceae.